Messenger RNA from Pediculus humanus corporis (human body louse), 1764 nucleotides. RefSeq names its product Spermine oxidase, putative. Gene Ontology annotation, molecular function: polyamine oxidase activity. The record is from RefSeq and is a predicted model, not a curated record. Bases 1 to 1764 code for a protein of 587 amino acids. The transcript has 4 exons. Lineage: Eukaryota; Metazoa; Arthropoda; Insecta; Psocodea; Pediculidae.
AUGGCCGAAGUUAAGAAUAAUAACAAUAAUAAUUUAUUUCAAAUUAUUAUUAUUGGAGGUGGGAUAAGUGGGCUGGCAGCUGGGGAUGCAUUGGUUAAAAAGGGAAUAACGAAUUUUAAAAUUUGGAAGCGAGGGAUAAAAUUGGAGGCAGAGUGGAAGCAUAUGAAAUGGGUGAAUACACUGUUUACUUUUAAUACUUUAAUUAAUACUUUUAAUACAAUAUUUAUUAUUGGAUUUUCUGAAUAUUUUUCAAGGAACUUAAAAUUAGAAAUGGGAGCAAAUUAUAUUCAUGGUAUACUAGGGAAUCCCAUGUAUGAAUUAGCCUUAAAUCAUGGACUUAUUGACAUAACACAUACACCAAAAGAUCACCAAGUACUAGCUGUAAUGGAAGAUGGAAGUCAAAUCCCUUUUCUUAUGUUGCAAGAAGUGUAUGAGGCUUACACUUGCUUUUUAAGAAGGUGUGAAGAAUAUUUUUUAUCUCAAUUUUUGCCACCAGAAGGAAUAUCUAAUGUUGGAGAUCAUAUUAAAUUAGAAGUUGCUUUAUAUUUAGACAGAAUUAAUGAUAAUAAAGAAAAGCACAUAAAACAGCUAAUUUUUGAUUCUCUUUUGAAAAGAGAAACUUGUAUUACUGGUUGUAAUGAUAUGAACGAAGUGAAUUUAAUAGAAUUAGGUAGUUAUAUAGAACUCCAAGGAGGGAAUAUUGUCUUGCCUGGAGGGUACAGCAGUGUACUUCAAGCUGUUGCUUUAGAUAUACCUCCUGAAAAUAUAGUUUUAAAUCAUUGUGUUACCAAGAUUAAUUGGAUUAGUGAUAAAUGCAAAAAUGAAUGUUGCCAGGGCACUGGUUAUGAUUCUGGUAUUGAUUUAUUAGCCAAUGGUGAAGUGAAUAAUGAUUCAGAUUCUGAUGAAGAAAAGCAUAACAUUGAGCAGAUACCAUUAAAUAAUUCUAAUGAUUCUAAUGAUGAUAACGAUUCUAAAUUGCAAAACCUGGAAAUUUUCGAUAUUGAAAAAGAACUUGAUGUGGUUGAAGUAAUUUGUGAAAAUGGUGUAAAAUUUUAUGGAAGUCAUGUUAUAUGUACAAUCCCUUUGGGUGUCUUAAAAGAAAAAUCGGACACUUUAUUUUCUCCAAAACUGCCUCAAGAUAAACUAGAUUCAAUCAAGAAAUUAUCAUUUGGAACUGUUGAUAAAAUUUUUUUGGAAUAUUCUAGGCCAUUUUUACAUGACAAUGUUACAGAAGUUAUGUUACUUUGGGACAAUGAAAAUGUAGAUGAAAAUCUCGAAACUUGCUGGUUCAAAAAAAUUCAUGCUUUUUCAAAAGUGAGCGACACAUUGUUACUUGGAUGGAUAUCUGGAGAAGAAGCAAAGUUUAUGGAAAAGUUACCAAAUCAAGUUGUCGGAGAAAAAUGUACAGAAAUAUUAAGAAAAUUUCUCAACGAUCCAUAUAUCCCAUUGCCCAAGACAUGUACAACUUCUAAAUGGCAUAGUAAUGAACACUUUAGAGGAUCAUAUUCUUCCAUUAGUGUAGAAGCAUCACAUUUAGAUAUUGAAGUUAUUGCCAAGCCUUUAUUUUCUCAUUUACAUAAGAAAAAACCGAUUUUACUGUUUGCCGGAGAGCAUACUCAUCAUAGUUUUUACUCAACCGUUCAUGGCGCCUAUUUAACCGGAAAGAGUGCAGUUGAAAAUAUUUUAAAAGCGGAAGUCGAAAAUAUCACAGAAGAAGAUUCUUGUAGUACUAACAAAAACGAUGAUGAGAAAAACGAUCUCUAA